Botrytis byssoidea is the source of this 1707-nucleotide messenger RNA. RefSeq lists its product as uncharacterized. The record is from RefSeq and is a predicted model, not a curated record. Bases 1 to 1707 code for a protein of 568 amino acids. NCBI's taxonomy places the organism in Eukaryota, Fungi, Ascomycota, Leotiomycetes, Helotiales, Sclerotiniaceae. The transcript is spliced from 4 exons. Gene Ontology annotation, molecular function: calmodulin binding; calmodulin-dependent protein phosphatase activity. Gene Ontology annotation, biological process: calcineurin-mediated signaling; fungal-type cell wall organization. Gene Ontology annotation, cellular component: calcineurin complex; cytoplasm.
AUGGACGGCGAGGACCAACCCAAAACCCCGCUGACCCCACUUGCGCCAGCGGGCAUUGAGAACAGAAUGCAAGUUGAUAAUGCUUUACGAGCAAUUCAUCAGAAGAAGCCUGUGCCAGAGAUUGAUUUUACUCUGCAUACUAUGGAAGAUGGAAGUCAAGUGAGCACGAUGGAAAGAGUGUGCAAAGAUGUACAAGCACCUGCCAUGGUCCCACCGACAGAUCAACAAUUCUUCUCGCCACAAGAUCCAUCCAAGCCAAAUUUACAAUUCUUGAAGCAACAUUUCUACAGAGAAGGUCGUUUGACCGAAGAACAAGCUCUUUUCAUUCUCGAAGAGGGUACAAAAGUAUUGAAGCAAGAACCUAACCUUCUGGAGAUGGAUGCGCCAAUCACAGUUUGUGGUGAUGUUCAUGGACAAUAUUACGAUUUAAUGAAGCUUUUUGAAGUUGGUGGAGAUCCAGCUGACACCAGAUACCUUUUCUUGGGAGAUUAUGUCGACAGAGGUUAUUUCAGUAUUGAGUGUGUGUUAUAUCUUUGGUCUUUAAAGAUCUGGUACCCAAACAGCUUGUGGCUACUUCGAGGAAACCAUGAAUGCAGGCAUUUGACAGAUUACUUCACAUUCAAGCUUGAAUGUAAGCACAAGUAUUCAGAGAGAAUCUACGAAGCAUGCAUGGAUUCAUUCUGUGCAUUGCCUUUAGCGGCUGUUAUGAACAAACAAUUCUUGUGUAUCCAUGGAGGUUUGAGUCCUGAGCUACACACUUUGGAUGAUCUUAAAAGCAUUGAUCGAUUCCGCGAACCUCCCACUCAUGGUCUUAUGUGCGAUAUCUUAUGGGCAGAUCCAUUGGAGGAAUUUGGACAAGAAAAAACUUCCGAGUUCUUCAUUCAUAAUCACGUUCGAGGUUGCUCAUACUUCUUCUCAUAUCCCGCUGCAUGCAACUUCCUUGAGAAAAACAACCUUCUUUCAAUCAUUCGAGCCCAUGAGGCACAAGAUGCUGGUUACAGAAUGUACAGAAAGACUCGCACAACCGGAUUUCCUAGUGUUAUGACCAUUUUCUCAGCACCCAAUUACCUCGAUGUCUACAACAACAAGGCCGCUGUAUUAAAGUAUGAGAACAACGUUAUGAACAUCAGACAGUUUAACUGCACUCCUCAUCCUUACUGGCUACCAAAUUUCAUGGACGUUUUCACUUGGUCUCUACCCUUCGUUGGAGAGAAGAUUACCGAUAUGUUACUCGCAAUUCUUAGCACUUCUUCUGAGGAUGAGCUCAAGGAUGAUCAAACUCCAUCAAGCACCUCUCCUGGUCCUAUAUCGCCACCAAUCAAUUCUCCAAUGGAUCCGGAAUCCAUCGAGUACAAGAGAAGAGCAAUCAAGAACAAAAUUCUUGCAAUCGGUCGUCUUUCCCGAGUCUUCCAAGUUUUGCGAGAAGAAUCCGAGAGAGUUACCGAGUUGAAGACUGCAGCUGGUGGUAGACUUCCAGCUGGAACUUUGAUGCUUGGAGCAGAAGGUAUCAAGAACGCGAUCACUAAUUUUGAGGAUGCACGAAAGGUUGAUUUGCAAAACGAACGUCUCCCACCUAGUCACGAAGAAGUCACGAGACAGAAUGAAGAGGGACGAGAGCAAGCAUUGGAGAGAGCGAAGAGGGAGGCUGAUAAUGACAAGGGGUUACAAUUGCUUUCCAGAAGGCUUAGCACUGAUCGUAAGAAAUAA